ACACCGCGGCCCGGUGAAACUGGUUCGCCGUCGUCGCCGUGCAACACGCGCGCGCAUUCAGACCAUUCAGUACCGCCGAUACACCGGUUACGCGCGCAUAUGCGUCAUUUUUCCGGCCGUUUUCCGUCGACGCACGCGAGUCCCCCCGGUUCGCGUAUAUCUCCCGACUACGAUCGUACUGGGCCAAGGGGAGCGUCUGUGCGUUAGUGUGUUCGACAUCCCCCCCCCCCCAUACACGGAUAGACCAGCGAAAAACGAGGUGAAAAAUGAAAUAAAAACCCCGAUAAUAUUUUCGAUUUCCCGUCCGAUUAUCUGCCGCGGAGCGAUUGUGACCCGCGACAUUAACAUAGCGACGGAUUUCGCCCUCGCACGUGCGAGUCUCGUAACACGCGAUCGGCGGCGGUAAAGGAGAAAGUGCGCGGCGGUCGUAUAUGUGUGCCGGCGGCCACGGCGGUCGGCUACGGCGGCGGCGGUCGGACCGAUGUCCCGAGUCCUAGUCCCGCGACGUCGUACCUGCAGCGGCGGCGGCAACGGUGGUGGUUGUGUUGGUGGUGGUGGUGGUUGUGGUCGUCGUCGUCGUCGUCGUCGUCGUCGCCGUCGCGCGAACGGCGGCGGCGGCGGUGGUGGUCGUGGCCGAGGCGCUGCACCGGGAACGGCGAGGACUCAUGGCGGACGAGUGUCUGCGGCGCCGCGGUAGGCGCACCGGCGCGGCGGCCGUGGCGGCGGCGGUGUACAGCGGAGAUCAGCGACAGGCGACGCCGCCGUUUCCGUCCGUGUGCCGCCUGGUCGAGAAGUACACGAUGCUCAUCGAACGGCACCGGCAGAACCAGCAGAACGGACUGACGGCGGCCGUGCGCGGCGGCAAACCGUCGACAGACCGUUCGUCGCCGCUGCCGCCGCCGCCGCCGCCGCCGCAGUCCAAGUCGGCGGUACCGUCCGGCCCGGCUCUCGGCGACGACGACGCGGCUGCCUGGAACCGUCUGCUGAUGGACAACGGCGGAGGUGAAAACGAAAACGACGACGCCGACGAUGGCUACGGCUACGGAGACGACGACGAUUACGACGGCGGAGGUUGCGACCGUCGGUUCAGUAGCGUGUCGUUGGGCAGCAUCCAACCCGGUAGCGAUGAAGACGACAAGCUGACGACGAUCUCGGACGGCGGAGCCGAAGACAUGCUGUCGGGCGACGGCCGGCAGCCACAGCUACAGCAGGUGGUGGUCAGCCGGCUGGAGGUGAGCAAGACCAAGGUGAAGCGAAAGCGUCGCAAGUCGUGGACGGGGCCGGUGGGCCGGCAGGGCCAGGGCGACGGGACGGGCGGUCCGUGCCGCAAGGGCCACAGCCUGGACCAGGGCUACGAGACGACGCACCACCAUCACCAACACCGGGAGUUCGGGAGCAGGCUGCACCACCACCCGUCGCUGUACCGGUCGUUCAGCAGCAACGCGGGCGGCGACGCGGGCAGCGUGAUGUUGUACGACGGCUGCGGUCCGUCGGACGGCGAGACCCCGGUCAACGGCGCCGGUGGCCGUCAGUUCCGGACGCCGUCCGUGGUGGUCAGCGACCACUCCGAGGACCCGGUGUCCUUUUCGUCCAUGUUCACGCUUGACGACCUCGGCGAGUUCGAGUACAGGUCGUCCGCCGAUUGCGGGUUCAACGACUCGUCGUCCGAUUGCAGCGCGGCGAGCACGUGGAGCGCCGCGGGCAGUGUCAUCAGCGUGCUGGACGCAGACUAUUCGCUGCACACGCCCGAGCGCAAGAUAUCCGGAUGCAGCACGUGCAGCACGUUCAGCGGCGCCGAAGAUGACGACGCUGCAGCGGCGGCGACGGAGGCGUUCGGCCAGUCCAAACCGAAGCCAAAGUACAAUAUUGCUGACUGUUGGUUCGUAAUUCGUAUGAGCGUCAAAUUGUUUUUACGGUCAAAAAAAUAAUCAAAACGAAUUUAACACAUAAUUCAAUCCGAAUAUCGAAUCUCGUUCGAGGGCUGCUCAUACAAUGUGUGUACCGUUUUUUUAAGACUUAAGUGAACGCAACACCCAAAGGCGUAAUCAGAUUGUGUUACGAACGCUCAUCGUACCGAACUUGAAAUUGGCGUUCGGCAGAAUACUAAUUUUGUGGUGUUAUAUUUUCAAUAUUAUAGUGAGUUGACCUACCUCCAAACUUUAAAGUAACAAAACAUAUUUAUCUGUGUUUGUACAACAUUAGUUGUUUACUAUAUAGUAUAUUUUAACUUUUUUAAGAAAUUGGCGAUUUGACAUUUCUAAAUUGUAAUAUUUUACGCCGUGCUCAUACUCAUUUAAGAAUUAGAAAAGCGUAAAAAACCAACAUAAUAUUAUACUCGUACAAACUCAAAUGAUGUUCUUACUUUUAAGUUUGAUUAUAGGUUAAUUUACUCAAACAAUCAAACAAACAACACAAAAUUUACUGUACACAACAUAAUGUAAGAUGUAGAUACUUAUGAAUGUGGGACGUUCUCUUAACACGAAGUCGUGAUAGAUAUUAAAAUAUAAUCAUUACUAUUUUGCACAUCUCAACUGCAAAUUUUUUCAAUACUGCAAAUUUUUUUAACACUACUUAAAUUGUUGCCGUACUUGCAUAACGUUUCAAUUAUUCUGUAUAAUUCUAAUAAAACAAAAGGUGUAUUUUAUAAUUUAACCAUUUAAUGUGAAACGGUGCUGUUUAAUAUUUUGGGAUUAACUAUCAAAUAUUGUGAUAUAAUACUUAACCUAAAAGUUUUAUACUAAUAUUUUGUUCCUUAAUGACGAAUUUCCAAAAUGUUAGAUUGGUAUACUCUCCACUCGUAUGCAAUAAGUCAAUAUUAAGUUAUAUUUUCAUAACAACUUUGUUGAUUUAAAAAAUACAUCUGUGAUAAUUUUAUAUCACGUUUUUUUAUCUCAACGUACUGGGUAAAAUGUAGCUACAAAUCUACAGUUCCAUGACAUAUUAUUACACAUAAAUUUAAGAUUUGUUUUGUCCUAUUUCACAUGUUUACUAUACUUUCUUCUCAGUGGUUGUAAGUAAAAAAAAAAACCAAACCGGAAAUAAACCUUGUAUACAUUUUUUUUUUAAUCUAUAAGAAAUUACUCACUAUUUUAAAUGCACAAGUAGUCAGAUAAUAUUAUAAUA
Messenger RNA from Myzus persicae (green peach aphid), 3123 nucleotides. RefSeq lists its product as uncharacterized. The record is from RefSeq and is a predicted model, not a curated record. The transcript has 3 exons. Bases 666 to 1928 code for a protein of 420 amino acids. Lineage: Eukaryota; Metazoa; Arthropoda; Insecta; Hemiptera; Aphididae.